AUGGAUGACGUUAGAUAUGGGUUUCUCAGUACAUUGGACCAUUUGCCGUGUGAUGUGGUGAGAAUUCUAUGGACUAUUCAAUCUCUAGAUAUUAGCGAUGAUGGGAAAGGGAAGCAUUGCGAAGAGAUGCUUCGACAAGCACAGCAUCUUUUGGAACUUGUACGACAAGAGAGUGCGAGGGUUAAGUUUGAGAAACAAGAGUUGGAGCGGUUUGCGGUGAUCAAGGAAAGAUACGAUGGCCAUGUAAGGAAACGGCCAAAGUUGAAACCGUUACCGCCUCAUAAGCCAAUCAAAAUUCGAAUAACGAUGAAGUCUAGGUAUCCAGAAGCAGAGAGAGAACAGAAGUUAUUAGAGCAGAAAAAGAUCCAGCAGCAAAGUUCGACAAGUGAUAAUCAGCACAAUCAAAGCACGGAUGCUGAAGUGUACUGUUUUUGUCGCGAUGUGUCGUACGGGCCUAUGAUAGCAUGCGACAACAAGUCAUGUGCCAUUGAAUGGUUCCACUACCAGUGUGUGGGGCUAACGGAGGCUCCCGCUGAUAACGAAAAGUGGUUUUGCAGUGACAAGUGCAGGAAAGAGUAUGAGGAUGCGAUGAAGAAGAAGAAGAAGAAGGUUACAAUUGGAAAAUCGGAACAAACAGCACCACCAAUAGCGAACAAGAAGAAAAAGAAGAAGCGGAAAAAUUGGUGA
This is a messenger RNA of Kluyveromyces marxianus DMKU3-1042, 687 nucleotides long. RefSeq names its product Yng1p (gene YNG1). Gene Ontology annotation, cellular component: nucleus. Bases 1 to 687 code for a protein of 228 amino acids. Lineage: Eukaryota; Fungi; Ascomycota; Saccharomycetes; Saccharomycetales; Saccharomycetaceae. The transcript has a single exon. The record is from RefSeq and is a predicted model, not a curated record. Gene Ontology annotation, biological process: regulation of DNA-templated transcription.